Messenger RNA from Struthio camelus australis, 2507 nucleotides. It is a transcript of the gene LPAR2, whose product is annotated as lysophosphatidic acid receptor 2. The record is from RefSeq and is a predicted model, not a curated record. Gene Ontology annotation, molecular function: lysophosphatidic acid receptor activity. Gene Ontology annotation, biological process: adenylate cyclase-activating G protein-coupled receptor signaling pathway; regulation of metabolic process. NCBI's taxonomy places the organism in Eukaryota, Metazoa, Chordata, Aves, Struthioniformes, Struthionidae. Gene Ontology annotation, cellular component: cytoplasm; plasma membrane.
AGCUGUCCGUGACACGCUCUGGGGCUGUAACUCUUGUCUUAAACUUUCCUCUAAAGCCCUUGGCUCUCUUGCUUGGAAAGCACCUUUGUCCUCCAGAAAUGAGGAUCUCCUUGCUGAAUAGCUGCCCUGGUUUCCUGUGGUGGGGAGACCAAUGCUAAAUGUCAGGUUUGGAUGCAGUGGUUGUGCUUUCAGGACAGCAGCAAUGAAGCACUGUUUCUACAAUGAGACUGUGGGGUUCUUCUACAACAACAGCCGCAAAGAGCUGACCACAUACUGGAGGACAAAGGAUGUCUUGGUGGUUGCCCUGGGCUUGACAGUGAGUGUCAUUGUGCUCCUGACCAACCUGCUGGUCAUCACUGCUAUUGUCAUCAACCGGCGGUUCCACUAUCCCAUCUACUACCUGCUGGGGAACUUGGCAGCUGCUGACCUCUUUGCUGGCAUUGCAUACAUGUUUCUCAUGUUCCACACGGGGCCCAGGACAGCAGAGCUCUCCCUGAAGACCUGGUUCAUCCGCCAGAGCCUACUGGACACCAGCCUGACCGCCUCUGUGGUGAACCUGCUGGCAAUUGCUGUAGAAAGGCAUCAGACUGUUUUUACCAUGCAGUUACAUAGCAAAAUGUCCAACCAGCGUGUGAUGAUCCUGAUCUUCUGUAUUUGGGUCACAGCCCUGCUACUGGGGCUCAUCCCAUCCUAUGGCUGGCACUGCCUCUGUGCCCUGGAGAAGUGUUCCAGCAUGGCACCACUCUACAGCAGAAGCUACCUGACCUUCUGGGCCAUCUCCAACUUGGUCAUCUUCCUGAUCAUGGUGGUUGUGUACACACACAUUUUCAUCUAUGUCAAAAGGAAGAUGACACGGAUGUCCAAGCACACCAGCUUCCACCCCCGCUACAAGGAGACCAUGAUCAGCCUUGUCAAGACAGUCACUAUUAUACUCAGUGCCUUUGUUAUCUGCUGGACUCCAGGACAAGUUGUGCUCCUACUGGAUGGCUUGGGCUGCAAGAGCUGCAAUGUUCUAGCUGUGGAGAAAUACGUCCUUUUGCUGGCAGAGAUCAAUUCGUUGAUAAAUGCUAUUGUCUACUCUUACAGGGACAAUGAGAUGCGCAGCACCUUCCGGAGGAUCCUCUGCUUCAUCUGUUAUAGGAAUUCCAAAUACACCCCUACAGUAGUGAAGUUAAACACUACAGACCGCAGAACGCUUUCGCAAAAUGGGCACUUUACUGUGGACUCCUCUAUUUAGUUCCUCGGUGCCAUGCUUGUCUCCACUGGUCAACAGCAAUCCUUUUCUGACCAGAAGAGCAGAGACUGAGUGACCUGCUUCCAAAGCAGUACUGACUUCUUUUAUGUUCUCAAGCAUAAAUAUUUGUAUAAAAUACUUGUCAUCCAUUUGGGGACAAGAAGCUUUUAAGGAACUGAAUGGUGCGUUAUUUAGGACAAACAUACUUUGAGUAGUGUUCUUAUUAAAGACUGCUAUUUUUAAUGCAAAAUUGAUUUAAUUUAGCAGCAUCUAGAAGUAUGCUACAUGCAACAAGAAUCUCGUGUGACUUUCCUCUCCGUGAGCAAGGUAUUUUCUUGGUACUUCAGUAUUACUGCCUUCAGAAAUAGUCAUGUGGUAGCAUAUUCCAGAGUCAAAGCCCAAAGCUCUUAAGCUCUACUCAUUGCUUCCUAGACAGAGCUGCUUUCUGUUUCCCAAGGGAGUCUUGUUCAGGCUGUGUUCUACGACUUUAAGAAGUCACCUUCUUCUAAAGGCCUCUUAGGAGGGGGAAAUCUGUGAAUUACUUCCUGAGAAGCAGGUUGUUGCCUUCCGAAGCGUCUGUUACUGAAUUUCAAAGUAUUUUGGGCUUCUGUAAGAUGUAUGAGGAGCACUUUCCUAAAAUGUUGAGUGGUGCCUCAACUAACUGCAGUUGUUUGUUCUGCUAAGUGAUACUAGGUGGUAUUCAUAAAUUGAUUGCCUAUUCAUAAAUGUUGGAGUCAUAGUCCCAUGAAAACAUCUUUCUACUCUCUGAAAGCCCUUUGGGACAGGUUUACAGUAGAUUCCAAGGCAAAUGGUAUUUUGCCUUAGAUAUUAAUGUGCAGUUCGUACCUUAACACUCAACUGUCCAAAUAACGUGUUAACAGUCUAUUCAAAUGUAAUCUUUCUCUCGGCAAAGCAUCAUAAGAAAUUAGCAGUAUUUUUAACAUUAGUGUAUGUAGGACGUAGUUCUCUGAGUAAAUCCACUUACUGCACCUGCCAUACAGUGUAAACUGUUGCUCUUGCUUUUGAGAUCAUGACUGGAGAACAGAUGCUUUGCUGGCAAGAGAAUAUUCAUAACUUGACCAAGAAACUGUAAAUAUUUUUCCAGGUUCCUUUUACCCUAGUGCUUUGUUAAGAAUGUGAAAGUACCUGCAUCAGUCCAGUCUUUUACCACAGGCUCCAGUGGGAGCAGAGAGGCCAACAGGAAGCAGUUCUUUAAAAUUCUAAAUUUAAAGGCUUCAGUAUAAAAUUUUCGGUGUUUAAAAAAAACAAAAAA